Molecule: messenger RNA, 795 nt
Organism: Lathyrus sativus (Indian pea)
Lineage: Eukaryota; Viridiplantae; Streptophyta; Magnoliopsida; Fabales; Fabaceae
Source: the annotation of a GenBank genome assembly
AUGCGUUGGAGAGACCGUUUCUUAUUUUGUGCCGAAGCAAUUUAUAAAUCACAGGCCGAAACAGGGGAAAUCAAAGGACAUUAUUUGAAUGCUACUGCGGGUACAUGUGAAGAAAUGCUAAAAAGAGCUGUAUUUGCUAGAGAAUUGGGCGUUCCUAUCGUAAUGCAUGACUACUUAACAGGUGGAUUCACUGCAAAUACUACCCUGUCUCACUAUUGCCGCGAUAAUGGUCUACUUCUUCAUAUCCACCGUGCAAUGCAUGCAGUUAUCGAUAGACAAAAAAAUCAUGGUAUGCACUUUCGUGUAUUAGCUAAAGCCUUACGUUUGUCUGGUGGAGAUCAUAUUCACGUUGGUACUGUAGUAGGUAAACUUGAAGGAGAAAGGGAGAUUACUUUAGGUUUUGUUGAUUUACUAUGUGAUGAUUAUUUUGAAAAAGAUCGAAGUCGCGGUAUUUAUUUCACUCAGGAUUGGGUUUCUUUACCAGGUGUUAUCCCUGUUGCUUCAAGGGGUAUUCACGUUUGGCAUAUGCCUGCUCUGACCGAGAUAUUUGGAGAUGAUUCUGUACUCCAAUUCGGUGGAGGAACUUUAGGACACCCUUGGGGAAAUGCACCUGGUGCCGUAGCGAAUCGAGUAGCUCUGGAAGCAUGUGUACAAGCUCGGAAUGAGGGACGUGAUCUUGCUCGCGAGGGUAAUGCAAUUAUCCGUCAAGCUUGCAAAUGGAGUCCUGAAUUAGUUGCUGCUUGUGAAGUCUGGAAGGAAAUCAAAUUUGAAUUCCCAGCAAUGGAUACUUUGUAA